This is a messenger RNA of Equus quagga, 1244 nucleotides long. RefSeq names its product troponin T2, cardiac type (gene TNNT2). Gene Ontology annotation, biological process: cardiac muscle contraction; regulation of muscle contraction; sarcomere organization. Lineage: Eukaryota; Metazoa; Chordata; Mammalia; Perissodactyla; Equidae. Gene Ontology annotation, cellular component: troponin complex. The record is from RefSeq and is a predicted model, not a curated record. Gene Ontology annotation, molecular function: troponin C binding; troponin I binding; tropomyosin binding. Bases 193 to 1041 code for a protein of 282 amino acids. The transcript is spliced from 15 exons.
CAGGUGACACCCCCACCCUCCGGCCGCGUCUCCUGCUGCACAUUCCUCCCACCGCGGGGCUGGGCUCACAGGGCCCCAGCCCGCACGCCCGCUUAAAGUCCUCGCCACGCCUGCCCUCGCGCAGUCCCAGCCGAGGCUGAGCGUGCACCUUGGGGUCACCAGCAGCGCCCGUUCUGAGGGGCCGCAGAGACCAUGUCUGACACAGAAGAGGCAGUGGAAGAAUAUGAAGAGGAGCAGGAAGCAGACGGAGCCGUGGAAGAUCAGGAAGAGGCAGCAGAAGGUGAGGCCGAGGCUGAGGCCGAGGACCAUGCAGGAGAAGAUGGACAAGAAGAGGAAGCUAAAGAGGCUGAAGAUGGCCCAGUGGAAGAGUUCAAACCCAAGCCCAGGCUGUUCAUGCCCAACUUGGUGCCGCCCAAGAUCCCCGAUGGAGAGAGAGUAGACUUCGAUGACAUCCACCGGAAGCGCAUGGAGAAGGACCUGAACGAGCUGCAGACGCUGAUCGAGGCUCACUUUGAGAACAGGAAGAAGGAGGAGGAGGAGCUCGUUUCACUCAAAGACAGGAUCGAGAAACGGCGGGCUGAGCGAGCCGAACAGCAGCGCAUCCGGAACGAGCGGGAGAAGGAGCGUCAGACCCGCCUGGCCGAGGAGCGGGCGCGGCGAGAGGAAGAGGAGAACCGGAGGAAGGCCGAGGACGAGGCCCGGAAGAAGAAGGCUCUGUCCAACAUGAUCCACUUUGGAGGCUAUAUCCAGAGGACGGAGCGGAAAAGUGGGAAGCGGCAGACAGAGCGGGAAAAGAAGAAGAAGAUUCUGGCGGAGAGGAGGAAGGUGCUGGCCAUCGACCACCUGAAUGAAGAUCAGCUGAGGGAGAAGGCCAAGGAACUGUGGCAGAGCAUCUACAACCUGGAGGCCGAGAAGUUCGACCUGCAGGAGAAGUUCAAGCAGCAGAAAUACGAAAUCAAUGUUCUCCGGAACAGGAUCAAUGAUAACCAGAAAGUCUCCAAGACCCGCGGCAAGGCCAAAGUCACCGGGCGCUGGAAGUAGAGGCUGCAGCCUCCUUGGGGGCCAGGCCUCCUUCCCGGAAGACCUGCUCCUCGCUGUGUCCUCACCCUGCACGCCCCCAGCUCCUGGGCACCAGAGGCAGACUCUUCUGGAAGACAGGAGCCAGCCCAGCUGGAAGCCUUCACUCACGCCUGACCCCCACGUGCCCACAGCACGCCCGUAAUAAAAAGCCACUGCACAUCGAA